AUGUCCCAUUACGGCAGUGCUCCCGGCGGAUAUGCGCCACCUCCAGGCGGUGGUGGAUAUGGUGGGCCUCCUGGAUAUGGCGGUGGUCAAAGUCAAGGCUACGGUGCUCCUGCAGGACCACCACCUGGUGCUGACCCCCAAUUAUGGAACUGGUUCAGUGCCGUUGAUGUUGACCGCUCUGGGCAUAUCACUGCUGAUGAAUUGCAACGUGCUUUAAUCAAUGGCGAUUGGACUCCUUUCGAUAUUGACACUGUGAAGCUAUUGAUGACGAUCUUUGAUGCGGAUCGUAGUGGGACAAUUGGCUUCAACGAAUUUGUUGGUCUUUGGAAAUACAUCAAGGACUGGCAAAACGUCUUCAGACACUUUGACCGUGACCGGUCUGGCUCAAUCGACGGUGCAGAAUUAACCAGUGCAUUUCAACAAUUCGGCUACAACCUCUCUCCCCAACUUCUGGAUCUCGUUCAACGGAAAUACGAUCCCAAAGGAAUGAGUGGACGCACAGCUAUCGUGGCUCCCACAGCGGGGAUCUCUUUCGACCGCUUUGUACGCGCUUGCGUCGUUAUCAAACAGUUGAGUGAAGCGUUUGGGGGCCUAGAUAAUGAUCGGGAUGGAUGGAUUACGGUCAACUACGAUCAAUUCAUGCGCACGGUAUUGACCUUGCCUUGA
Marasmius oreades (fairy-ring Marasmius) is the source of this 666-nucleotide messenger RNA. RefSeq lists its product as uncharacterized. The coding region runs from base 1 to 666 and encodes 221 amino acids. The record is from RefSeq and is a predicted model, not a curated record. Gene Ontology annotation, molecular function: calcium ion binding. NCBI's taxonomy places the organism in Eukaryota, Fungi, Basidiomycota, Agaricomycetes, Agaricales, Marasmiaceae. The transcript has 10 exons.